UGGAAUGACAAUCUGGUGGAGCUAAUCCACCUCCUUCAGACUUCCCAUGACUAGCUCUGCAACUCGAUAGCCAGCAGGCCAUUUCACCACCACCUCCGUCGCAGGCUCGUUGUGUCGCCAUCUCCGUUAGGCUUUCCCCUCAUAUGGCGGUCUCCAGAGACUGCAAUCCUGAAGCUGAGAAGCGCAAAACCCAGUGGCCAACUAACAGCGAAGUGUUAGUUGGCAUUACCCGAAUAUGACAUGUGCCCUAUCAAUGUGACUUUGAUCGCUCCGCCACUGCAGCACAACAAUUCACAGUGUUGCUCUCUCUCUCUCUCUCUCUCUCUCUCUCUCUCUCUCUCUCUCUCUCUCUCUCCCGAUGGGACAUUACCCAAAUAUGACAUGUGCCCUGUCAAGGUGGCUUCUCACAGCAGCAGCCCCUGCACCGUUGUUCGAUAGCGAAUCCUUGUUCUUGGAGAAGACAGCUUCAAAUUGGAUACAGAGCUUCAAGCCGAAGAGAUAGGUUUGGGAUAAUACGGGCCUAGUCCACCAAGUCAAGGGACGGUUGUCAGUGCCAAUUGGUCGUGGUCACACAGCUCCGUCACGAGGUCGGGGCACAACUCGAACGACCAUCAGGCGAAUCCUAAAGACCUGAGGGGUACACUGGACUGCAGUCAUAAUGGGCGAUCUGCCCAUGACCGACUCGAAGGCGAGCCACGUCGUGCUCCGUUCAUGAACCUGACACUGUUUGAUGUUGGGGUGCAGGCGCUCCAAAAAACCACCCAAGCUCUAGAAUCUUUGGUUCAAGGGUUGUAGAGGUUGGUGCCAUAGGAAGAGGUGCACAAACAUUCAAGUCACACCAUUCUUAUGGACAUGGAGACAUACUCCAGACGAUGCCAAGACGCCUUAUGAUACAAAGGAUUCACAGCAACGUGGAAGCACCAUUGCCCAGAGGUACAAACUUUGCAACACAAAGAUAUUUCAGGAAGGUGUAUGAGCUAGCAUCGUUGCCAUGGGGUGCAAACCUUGCGACGCAAAACUGUUACUCGAAGGCAUUGAAGCAUCGUUGCUAAAGGGGUAUAGACCUUGCAACGUGGAGCUGUUAGUCGAAGGCCUGGAAGCAUCGUUUCUAAGGGGUACAGACCUUGCAACACAAGUUGUUACCCGAAGGCGUAGGAGUACCGUUGCCGAGGGGGUUACAAACCUUGUAACGCGAAUCCAUUACACGAUGGUGUGCAAGCAGCUCGGGCAGAGGGAUCUUAGGGUCCAUACCAUCAACAACAAAGCUACAAAGUAUGAAGAGAGCCAUCUCCAUGCUGAACCCAGCCCUGAAGUCGAAGAAAUACAGGUCAACCUCGAGAGACUAGAACGAAAGUUCAUGACCGAGGCAAGGUUUCCCAUCGAUCUUACGAGUUGAAAAUCAUGACGGAGAAGCUCAUAGAUCAAGUGCGCAGCGCAGAGCACCUUCUCAGAUUCUAUAGGCGUAACAUCACAACCUUGUAGAUCAAGUGCAGAAUACUUCUCAAAUUCUAUGAGAGGAGCAUCACAAGCUUGUAGAUCAAGUAUAGAACGUAGAGCGACUUACCAAGUUUCGAGGUCCUUCAGUUCUUUCAUUACUUAAAAAUUCCGUUUUUUAAUCUUGAAUUUAAUAAGGUUCGACCUCACUUGAAAAUGAACUGGCGACGAUUAAAAAAAAUAAAAAUAAAAAUAAAAAAUAUUAAAAAAAAGAGAAUAUACUAUCACGCCCUGCCCUCGGUGUUUAGUCAACCACGGUUCGAUCCUCGGGCAAAGAAAUGAUCAAUUACUUUCUAAGUCUAAGAUUAGCUGAUCGGUCAGGGCGACUGAGUGACCGACCUUCGGGUCGAAAAGGUAUACAAGAGGUCAUGCCCCGAGCCCCUCUCGUACAUCCAUUGUCCGACAUUGCUGUCUAAACAGCUCGCAAACUCGCUUGAUCUAAUCAACGGUAUAAUGACUGUAAGAUCAGCCUUGGGGCUGAAGGUAUGCGAGUAGUUGUGCCCCAAGCACCUAUCGUACAUUCGUUGUCUGAUGUUGCUAGGCUUAACUGCCCGCAUACUCGUUUGAUCUGGCCAUCCCCUCAGCAGAUGGCGACCGUUACAGCUGCACGCUGUGGCUAGAGGGCUCACUCUUUUGCCUCAUUUUGAGGAAGACCUCGGGCUGCUAUUAGGACGAACAAGACGCCAAGGUUCUAGUCGGACAAACAAGACCCUAAGCUGUUAAUCGGAUAAACAAGACCCUAGGCUGCCAAUUAGACAAACAAGACCCCAUGCUUCUAAUCGGACAAACAAGAAAUCGGGUUAGUAAAUGAACAAACAAGACCCGAACUGCUACCCAGACGAAGGAAACCAAAUCCUCUAACAAGCAGUGGGGAUCAACGUGGACAAUUGUGCACUUGUGCAACCGGCCUUUUUGGAGCAUACCUCACCUCACCAUCAGCAGCAGACAGUUGAGUGACUAGCCUCUCUCGAGCAUACCUCGGUUCGGCAUCAUCAACUGACAACUGUGCAACCGGCCUCUCCCGAGCAUACCUUGGCUCGAUCGCCACCACCGGCAAACAGCCGUGCAACUGCCCUUUGCGGAGCAUAUCUCGGCUUACCAGUAAAGCAGAACUCAAUCAAGAACUGAGGGAACUUGCCUUCGUUUGCUUUAUUUCAAGGUCCUGGUGUACUCUUUUUCCUUCACUAGGAUUUUUUCCCACCGGGUUUUUUUCCUAGUAAGAUUUUAACGAGGCACCCCCUCAUCAUGAACAAAGGAAGAGGGUUCCUGGUGGGAACAAGGAGGACUCCAUCCUUUCACAAGCAUUUGGAUCAAAUUCAAGGCUCGUUAAUGACCGGCCGGCCGGACCAACAACCAGACCAAUUCUAAAAGAGCUGAGCUACUCCCUUUUAGCCGAGUCUACUACUCGACUUACGGAGUGAGGGACUCAUGUUGGGAUAAUGGGCCGGGUCCAAGACUAUCGGCCCGUUACACCCAUGCUUUGGCCCGACCAAGCUCAGAACAUAGUCCAACUAGCGAAUAUUGGUCCGGGAUUAUUUACUUACUUAUCGGGUUGGCUGGCCCAUUAGGGUCUGGAAUAGUUGAUAAAUCUAGCCAAACCCAUGUAGUCAUUAAUUGGUGGGCAUGUUGUAUAUGCAUAUAACUAGGCCACCAAUCCCUUGUAUUCACCUAAGCUGUUCUCAAUAUACUGAAAUGAUUCUAGUUUCUCUAUCUGAGUUAUUUGUUGGAAAAUUUUAGAGUAUUUUAAAUGAAUAAUACUUUAUUAAUCAAUUUUGCAAAUAAAAGAUGGUUAUUUGGACAUUACUUUUCAAUCUUGUUAUAUAUAUUAAACACCAAAUUACACCUAACGGUUGCUCUACUGCUAGCCAUUAUUAUCAUUAAAGUAUACUUUAAUAGUCCAACGUUCAGCUUUGGAUGGACAUAAGCCGUUGCUCUCAGGAGUUAUAAUGUGCAUGGGAGCCUUUUAAUCUAACAAAAUUAAUCCUUUUUUAAAUACCAGCAUUAAUAUGGAACGUUUCAAUUUUGAGCUUUGGUUGUCUCCUGGCUCGAUCAACUUUUGCUAUAUAUAAAGUGGCUGGCUGCCAUGUUUUUUUUAAUGAGGAAAAAAAUUUGUCCCAACUUUUACAUGUUGCUGGAUUAAUAUUUUAUACUCUCGUUGUUCUGUUACCGACAUAAGCCGAAGAGCUCGUUAUAUCUUGGGGAAAGGUUUUCGCUAGUCGAAAAUACUUUCUUGAGGACAGCGUAUGACACGUCUCGAGCUAUAUUAUUAUUUCUAACACUUUUUUGCAGGUUUAUCCGGCCAAUUCCAUCAACAAUCUCAAGAAAGUAUUUAGCGUCGGAUAUGCCUGCACACAUGAUCUCACAAGGCAUUGUCGUCGCACUCAUCGCGGCUAUGUUAUCUUUGCAUGUGUUUUGCGAUUUAGACUGGUAUUGGGAUAUAUCUCUACCUAUAAUGUUUACUCUCUUUACUUUCCUACUUACAAUAAGCCAUACUUUAACAUCAUUUUUUAAGAAAAAUGUUAUUCUUUUAUUUAGUGGUAAAAUGACAACUAUGGAAAACAACAACCCACUAAAAUCAAGUUUAAACUUCGUUUGUAGUGAUGAUAAUUUUAUUGCGGUUGUUUCUCAAAGUUGUAAAACUAGUGAUGUGAAUGAGUGGGUGGUAGACUCCGG
Messenger RNA from Cuscuta europaea, 4167 nucleotides. The record is from the annotation of a GenBank genome assembly. NCBI's taxonomy places the organism in Eukaryota, Viridiplantae, Streptophyta, Magnoliopsida, Solanales, Convolvulaceae.